Mytilinidion resinicola is the source of this 2033-nucleotide messenger RNA. RefSeq lists its product as uncharacterized. Gene Ontology annotation, molecular function: mRNA binding. Bases 142 to 1848 code for a protein of 568 amino acids. Lineage: Eukaryota; Fungi; Ascomycota; Dothideomycetes; Mytilinidiales; Mytilinidiaceae. Gene Ontology annotation, biological process: regulation of gene expression. The record is from RefSeq and is a predicted model, not a curated record. Gene Ontology annotation, cellular component: nucleus; cytoplasm. The transcript has 5 exons.
CGUUCAUUUCAUUGUCUCACUCUCGAGCACCUCUUUCCCGUGUUCUCUCUCUAUACACUCUCACGACCCACCACUUCACAUCGCCCUCACUAGACCGCCCUCCAGCAUCACAGCUACUCGCAUCUGUGCGACACUUGCGCUAUGGCAGCCCAGCAGCCAGAUAUUUCUGCAAUCUUGGCCGCUCUCGCUGCCCAGCGGCCUGCUGGUGCCUCUUCCCAACCACCGCCGCAAGGUCUGCCUCCACAAGGAUACGGUAUCCAGACACCCACACCACCCGUGCUCCAGUAUGGACUCCCUCAGCCUACGAACUCCGGCAGCCUCGACUUGAGUGCGAUAAAGCCCGUCAGCACUGGCUCGGUGAGCCUCCAGGACGCUCUCGCAAAAGCACGAGGCUUCGCAGCGGAGAAGGGAUUGGCAUACGAUUCAGGAAGGAAUAGCUCUGGACCCAGAGAUGAUCCGAGGUUAGCAGGCCGUUCUUACCGUCGAUCGCGAUCGCGAUCGCGGUCUCCUCCACGGCAAAAUAACCUUAGAGAUAGUUAUAAUCCAUACCGAGACGAUCGUCGCGAAGACCCUAGGCGAGGUGGUAUUGGUUACUCGAGAGAUAGAUCUCGUUCCCCACCCCGUGGUGGACGCGACACGUUCAGCCCUCCCCGCGGAGCCUAUGGUGGUCGACGCUCCCCUCCAGUGAACGACAACGUUGAGACUAUAGUCAUCGAAUCGUCUCUCGUGGGACUAGUCAUUGGCCGCUCGGGCGAAAAUCUCCGUCGUAUUGAAGAGGAAACUGGCACCCGCAUUCAGUUCGUCACUGGUCCUGAAGCUGGGGGACCACAGCGUCAAUGCAAAAUCACCGGAAACCCCCGCGCGCGUGUUGAUGCAAAGCGAGAAAUCAACCGGAUCAUCGAAGAGAAUGGUGGCAAUCCCGCCCGUGAAGCCCAAGGUGCACGAGGCGCCAGAGCAAGCUCCAAGACCCACCAACCUGCCCUUCGCGAAGGAGAGAACAGUGUUCAAAUCAUGGUUCCGGACAGAACCGUCGGACUGAUCAUCGGACGAGGAGGCGAGACCAUUCGCGAUCUACAAGAACGUAGCGGUUGUCAUGUCAAUAUUGUUGGCGAGAACAAGAGUGUGAAUGGUCUGCGCCCUGUAAACCUCAUCGGUACACCACAAGCUUCUGCCCGGGCCAAGGAACUCAUUCUGGAGAUCGUCGACAGUGAUACCAAGACUCUUACCCAACAACAAGAGGGAGGACGCCGGGACAACUUUGACCAGUUCGCGAAUACCAACGCCCCUGCAGCUGCAGGUGGAAAGGUCAAUGACUCCAUCAUGGUUCCUUCGGAUGCCGUUGGUAUGAUCAUUGGCAAAGGCGGAGAAACCAUCAAAGAAAUGCAGAACACCAGUGGAUGCAAGAUCAACGUUUCCCAGGCUUCAGGUGCCGAUAUCGAACGCGAAAUCGGUCUUGUUGGAACUAGACAGGCGAUUGAAGAUGCCAAGAAGGCUAUCUGGGAGAAGGUUGACUCAGUUAAAGAGAAGAACGGUGGUGGCUAUGGCGGUGGUGGAAACAACAACAGGAGACCCCCACCACGUGACAACGGAAACUAUAAUGACCCGUACUCACAACCACAGCAACAGCAGCCCUAUGGGCAAGUACAGCAUGCUAGCCAGCCUCCUCCACCAGCGAAUCCAAUGGUGCCACCACCUCAAGGAGCUGCUGGUGGAGAAGACCCCUAUGCGGUCUGGGGAGGUUACCAGAACUACGCCGCAUAUUGGUAUGCUGCCAUGGCUGCUGGCGCCCAACAGCAGGGGCAAACACCAGGCCAAGGUGAGCAGAAGCGACCGCCACCCUCCGCCUGAGUACCAGCUUGAUGUGUCCACCGUGACGUUGGUGCGCUUGCUGCUGAGACUUCGACGCUUGAUGCAUGACCGCAUGACCGAUGCUUUGCGAUCUUUCUCUGAUGGCUUGACCCUCACUUCACGCUUGGACUGCGUCUCAUGGCUUGAUUCUCACUCUACACUUUGGCUAUUCUCCGACUACUCUG